Oppiella nova is the source of this 338-nucleotide messenger RNA. NCBI's taxonomy places the organism in Eukaryota, Metazoa, Arthropoda, Arachnida, Sarcoptiformes, Oppiidae. The record is from the annotation of a GenBank genome assembly.
UUAGGAAAGCACUCAAAUGGUGUGAUUGCGAGUCAACCGAACAAUAAUAGCGGACCGAUUAGUAUUCCUAAAUCCAUUUCAGCACGAAUCCAAUCGGAGUCGUCUUCGUCAACCAAUUUCAUACGAAUCGGUAGUUUGAAGGCCGCGUCAAAAGUAAAGAGAAUUACCGGAAUUGGACCCAAAAGUUGGGGAUCCGUUGAAAGCAUACCAGAAAACAAUAAUGUGAAUAAGAAAUCGAAGAAAAAUAAGAAGAAUUCUAAGAGAUAUCCCACUCCUGAGAGACAUCGGGACAAGGAUUCAGAUUCAGACAGCGCUUAUGGCUUCCACUAACCAUUCCU